Molecule: messenger RNA, 2709 nt
Organism: Solanum stenotomum
Lineage: Eukaryota; Viridiplantae; Streptophyta; Magnoliopsida; Solanales; Solanaceae
Product: mannosyl-oligosaccharide 1,2-alpha-mannosidase MNS1-like
Exons: 14
Coding region: 1-2337 (778 amino acids)
Biological process (GO): carbohydrate metabolic process; N-glycan processing
Cellular component (GO): endoplasmic reticulum; Golgi membrane
Molecular function (GO): calcium ion binding; mannosyl-oligosaccharide 1,2-alpha-mannosidase activity
Source: RefSeq, a predicted model, not a curated record
AUGAUAGUGACACCAGGGGUUUAUCUAUCUCCCAGUUGUAGUAUGUUGAUGACACUAGUGUUUUGUGGUGCAGAGGAAGAUCAACCAAAGCAUCUAAGAGUCAUAUUUAUAUUGUUUGAAGCUGUUUUUGGACUACAUAUAAACUGGAGCAAAAGUUUUGUCUACCCAGUGAAUGAAGUCCCAGAAAUCAACAGAUUGGCUGGCAUCUUAGGAGGUAAAGUGGGAGAAAUGCCUACCACUUACCUAGGGAUGCCUCUAGGUGCAAACAGUAAAUCAAAGAACAUAUGGAAUACAAUGGUGGAGAAGUGUGAAAAAAAGCUAGUAAAUUGGAGAAGUCAAUACCUAUCCUUGGAUGGAAGAUUGACACUAAUUAAUAGUGUGCUUGAUGCUAUGCCAACCUACAUGAUGUCUUUAUUCCCUAUGCCAGAGAGUGUUUUAAAGAAGUUAGAAUCCAUCAGGAGAAACUUUUUAUGGCAAGGAAAUGGAGAGGGGGGGAAGGAAAUAUCAUCUGGUGAAAUGGGAAGUGAACAAGGUUUGUGGAAAGAUGUUAUAAUCUCCAGAUAUGCAAUGGAGGACUCAUGGACUACAAAGGAAGUUAGAAGCCCUUAUGGGGUUGGUUUAUGGAGAACAAUCAGGAAUUUGUGGCCUAAAAUAUGGAGACAUUCAAAAAUUGAUAUAGGAAAUGGAAGGAAGACAUUCUUCUGGAAUGAUGUGUGGGUUGGACAAAACUCUCUGACACAGCUGCAUCCUGAGAUUUAUAAUCUGAACCAACAGAAGGAAGCAACAGUUGCAGAAGCAAAUAACCUUGACACAAAGGAGGACAGUUUACAAUGGUUGAGGGCCAACAAUGGGAAGUUCACAAUAAAAUCAGCUUAUAGACAUUUUGACAGGCCAGCUGAAAUGUUGUUACCAUGGCCUUGGAAGAUAUGGAAAAUUAAUGUUCCUCACAAGGUGGCUUGUUUCACCUGGUUGGUAGCUAGGGAAGCAUGCCAGCCGCAAACAAAGAAUGGUGUUGACAGUUUUGGUGGUCUUGGAGCAACCUUGAUAGAUUCUCUUGACACACUAUAUAUCAUGGGCUUGGAUGAGCAGUUUCAGAGAGCUAGAAAAUGGGUUGCAAACUCCUUGGAUUUCAACAAGAACUAUGAUGCAAGUGUUUUUGAGACAACCAUAAGGGUUGUCGGUGGGCUUCUUAGUACAUAUGAUCUAUCUGGUGAUAAGCUUUUCCUUGAUAAGGCUCAAGACAUUGCUGACAGAUUGUUGCCUGCAUGGAAUACCGAAUCUGGCAUCCCUUACAACAUUAUCAACUUGGCUCAUGGGAAUCCACAUAACCCUGGGUGGACAGGGGGUGAUAGUAUCCUGGCAGAUUCUGGUACUGAGCAGCUUGAGUUUAUUGCUCUUUCACAGAGGACAGGAGACCGAAAAUAUCAACAAAAGGUGGAGAAUGUCAUCUUAGAACUUAACAGAACUUUUCCAGAUGAUGGUUUGCUUCCAAUAUACAUUAAUCCACAUAAAGGCACAACAUCAUACUCAGCUAUAACAUUUGGCGCUAUGGGUGACAGCUUUUAUGAAUAUUUACUCAAGGUCUGGAUACAAGGAAACAGAACUGCUGCUGUGAGUCAUUAUAGGAAAAUGUGGGAGACAUCAAUGAAAGGUCUUGUAAGCUUGGUCCGGAGGACGACCCCUUCGUCUUUUGCAUAUCUUGGUGAGAAGAUGGGAAGUUCCAUAAAUGACAAGAUGGAUGAACUUGCAUGCUUUGCUCCUGGAAUGUUAGCUUUAGGAUCAUCUGGUUAUAGCCCUGAUGAGGCUCAGAAGUUCUUAUCACUGGCUGAGGAGCUUGCUUGGACUUGCUAUAACUUUUACCAGUCAACACCUACAAAAUUGGCAGGAGAGAACUAUUUUUUUAAUGAUGGCCAAGAUAUGAGUGUGGGCACAUCAUGGAACAUAUUAAGGCCAGAGACAGUUGAGUCACUGUUUUACCUCUGGCGUUUAACAGGAAACAAGACAUACCAAGAGUGGGGUUGGAACAUAUUUCAAGCAUUUGAAAAGAACUCAAGGGUAGAGUCUGGAUAUGUUGGACUUAAAGAUGUAAACACUGGUGUCAAAGACAAUAUGAUGCAAAGCUUCUUUCUUGCCGAGACUCUUAAAUAUCUGUAUCUUCUUUUCUCUCCCUCGUCAGUUAUCCCCCUUGAUGAGUGGGUUUUCAAUACAGAAGCCCACCCCAUAAAAAUUGUUACCCGGAAUGAUCGGGCUGUGAGUUCUGGAAGGUCAGGUGGAAGCCAAGAAUCAGAUAGGCAGUUGCGAACCAGGAAAGAAGGUCGAUUUCGUGUUCAUCAUUAAUCGAGCUGUUGAUUAAUUAUAAUGGGAUCGACUCACCAAGAAAGUCCAUGUUAAUCUUGCAUUUGAGGUGAAGGAAGGAUGUGCACUCCCAGAUUGGCUGGAUGUAUUGCUAUACUUUGUAGUUUAUAAAAUGCUCUAACAUGGAGCAGUAGUUGUAUGUAGCAUAGCAAAUUUAGGUUCACCUCUUAAAUUGGGGUGUACCGUAGAGGAUAAUUUUUCUUUUUGGCUGGCAGCUCUACAUUUUUGGGGUCGAUGAGCAACUUGCUACUCUCACAAUCCUUUUCCCUAGAGAUUUAUCUCUUAUAUGUAUCUGAAUUUGUGAAUGUAAUAUCUCUGUGACACUAUAUAUAUCCGAUAUAUACGUUUUUGUUA